Girardinichthys multiradiatus is the source of this 4956-nucleotide messenger RNA. Its product is annotated as bcl-2-like protein 11. NCBI's taxonomy places the organism in Eukaryota, Metazoa, Chordata, Actinopteri, Cyprinodontiformes, Goodeidae. The record is from RefSeq and is a predicted model, not a curated record. Bases 300 to 1004 code for a protein of 234 amino acids. The transcript has 4 exons.
CGGAAAGGAAACAUCACAGCAACAAAGGGCAGGCUGAAGUUUGUUUACCUCCUCCGGUAGAGUUUCCACUCGGACUAUUGAACCACUUUGGAGUAAUUUUUCCUUACUAACUCUGGAAUUUACUCGUUUUAUUCACUUAUUUCUCCUCCACGUAUUUAGUUCUUUUUUUUUGGAAUUUAUUGUUGUCACUUUGGAUUGGUGGACCAUAUUGGAAGUCCUACCUAAUUUUCUUUUCUUUUUGGAGUUGGAGCCAAGUUGUCACCGCAUUAACUGAAAGAUUGCUGUGAUGUGUCAUUGACAUGCACUCUUCAAGACCGCCAAAUCUGCGCGAUGGCUCGACCGAAGUAACGCCAGCGGAGGGGACCGGAGGAGAUCCAGCAUUCUCAGCGCGAACACCACGUUCCUCGAAGCACAGACAGCGGAGCGGAGCGCAGCAGCCGGGCGUCACGGCCGGAGGAGGAGAGGAGCCGGAUUCGGAUUCGCACCCCUGCUCCAUAAAUCCGGCCAGUUUAGAGGUAUUUCGGAGAAGGUCGAUUUUCCGCCCUCCCCGCCGCUCAUCCAGCGGAUACUUCUCCUUUGACUGCGACUCGCUGCCGAGCUCCCCGCUCUCCCCGCACCCUGUGACGGCUGACAAAGCCACGCAGACUGCCAGCCCCACCGGCCAGGUGAUGAACCACGCCCUGCAGCGAAUGGCUGUGGAGCACGGUGGACUCAGGCUGCACGGGCACUCUCUCAACCCCUAUAGCGCGUGGCAGGGAAACGCAGCACGGGACAUGCAGUCAGAAACCUUUGGUCGUCAGCUCCGGGCUAUUGGAGAUGACUACAACAACCACCUGAUGAGAAUGGCGAGAAGACACCAGCAAAAUAUGGUCCCUCUAAACCUGAUGCCACACAUCCAGCAAGAGCCUGUUGCCAUGCUCUGUGUCGGCCUUCUGCUCCUCCUGAUUGGACGAAUAAUGUACUUGCAAGGCAGUACAAACAGCCAUGACCACUCUCAGGCUUAGCCUUGGGAAAACCCAGCAGACGUAGCAUUUUUCUUGAUUAUGUUUUGAACAUAUAUCAGAUCUGGACUCAUUUAUAUAUAUAUACAUAUAUAUAUACACACAUGGGAUGUAAUUUGCUUGUUCCUUCCCCUUUGGAACUUUUUUUUUCUUUUAGGAAGGAACUCUAAAACGUUCAUAUGUUUGAUUUUCCUUAAUGGCCUUCCAGCCUCCAUCAUUCGACCAAAGAGGCGAGAUUUGCACUCCGUUUCUUGAGCAGAGGCAGUCAUUUCAGCUGAAAAAUUAUGCCUGUGGAAAUUCAAACGUGCCUUGUACAGGUGGUUGUUUACUUUAUUUAGAUUGAUUUAAGUUUCUUUUUUACUAUUGUACAGAGAUUAUGUGCUUCCUGGGCAAUCACACGCUGUGACCCGGAGUUGUCAAAGUACAUGGGUGUGAAAUCUUUUUCUUCUCUUUCCACCUUUGAUGCAUUUAAAAUAGAACUCCAGUUACAUUGUUAAAAUCCAGCUGAUUUAUGAACUUUAUGGGAACAGGUGUCACACUAUCUUCCCAAACUACUGUCAUUUUAUAUUUUAUUUCCACAAAAUAUAUCCUUCUGUGCCAACCUUGCAAACUGAUAAAAAUCAAUAACACACCAUCAUUUUUAGCCAGGUGUUCAGCUGUAGUUCUUCUUUGAGCUGUCAUACGAUUCAAAUAAUUCGUGAAAUUGGAUUAAAAGAUGCAGCAAUGAUUCAUUGACUAUUUGAAAAAAAAAAGAUUCUCUACUAGUUUUCAUAAAUUUUUUAAUUCAGUUUUUUUUUACAUUGCAAAUGAUAUCUUUUAUUCAUGUAUGUCAUAACAGAAGUAUUUUAAACAGCAGUUAAAAUUAGUUUUAGCACCAAUUUUAGAUGCAUUACUUCAUGCAAAAAAUGGCAAUAAACAGCAAUUUUAUACUUAGCAUUUUAACAGAGAUUUUGCACCUUUGUUAACUAAAAUCCACCGCUCAGUCAUCCACUGGUUAAUGCAAUAACUGUUACCACACUGCCCAAAAAGCAGAGUGAUGUCGAUGAGCAAAGUAACAAUGAAAAUCAAGUCAGUCAUUAAAACUAGUAAGUAGUGUCAUUUCUUGCUUUGCUGUUUAUUCAUCCAUAAACUUUUCGUGAUCAAAUUUUAUGGUCUUCCAGCAUCUGGUUUUCUCGUUACCAGCCAGGGUGAAAUUAACCAGCGGGUUUUGGUUUGUUGACAAUUUUCCAUUUAUUAGCACAGUGAUUUGGACCGGGCCAAGUCUGCUCAUGCCUGCCAGGUCAUUAAACAGUUGGAGAGGUUUCUGGAUAUCACUCAGGCAUGGCUGAUACAGGAAAAGGAUGUUUUUAUGUCGUUGGAAUGGAUUGUAAUUAGUAACUUAUCUAACAAAGACAAUACAAUGGUUAGAGUAAAAAAAAAAACUAUUUAGCUGUGCACAUUAAAACUUCUACUGUCAUGAAAAAAUACUUUUAGUUUUGAUUAUUUUUGUACAAUUUUCUUUUGGUGGAAAAAUAGUCUUUUCCAUUUAGAUUUUUUGUGCCCUGCUUCAAGAUGUACUGCUAGGAUUUGUUCCUGAAAGUUUCUAAAGUAUCAAUUUUGGAUUUGACAAGGUAAAAUAAUUUAAAUCAACGAACAGCUUAGAUUGGUGCUCAAAGUAUACCAAAGUUUUAAAAAGUCACAGUUUCAAAGCUGGUCAGGUGGUUGAAUAAAAGGCUACUAUCAGGGUUUUUAAACAGUCUAGAUAUAUGUGGAAUCUGAUUAAAAUAUUUUCUAGCUCUGCAUAAGUAUAGAGAAUGAUGGUAUGGAAAAUAUUUGCAUAUCCAGACUUUUCCUCCUAUUAUUGUCUAAGUGUUUCUUUCCAGCCUCUCUCCUUCUCGUCCUUCCUUCUUUCCUUCCUUUCUUUUUUCUUUUGUUCUUCCAUUCUUCCUUUCCUCCUCAAUCCUCCCCAAGCUUCCUUCCUUUCUGUCCUUUUUUCUUUCCUACCUUCCUAAUUUCCUUAUUUCUUCCUUCAUAUCUUUCUGCCCAUUCUUUCCUUUGUUGUUUACUUCCUACCUUUCUUACCAUGUCUCCUUUCCAUCUUUUCUACCAUGAAUUCUUUGUUACAUUUCUCUCAUUUUUGUUCUUAGUAGAAACAUAACUGCAGUAAAUUAAUGGUAAACGUUUAUACUUUUAAAAAUGGGUCAUAAAUUGACUUAAAUCUAUUCUAGAUUCUGGAUGGACCAUUUUGGAGUUUAUACAUGAAAAAUGUAGGAUUUGCACUUUUAUGAUAAGUACAAAUUGGGCUACAAUAUUUUGGGUCAUGCAAAAUUAAUCAGUCAUGCUGUGAAAACUAUUACUCUUACACUGUUUUAAAAUAUUUGUGUAAAAUAAUAUGAUACUGUGAAUCUGUGGUAUUUUCACUCAAAGGUAUCAUACUAUGUGACUCUCAAACCAGCCCAAGCCUAGUUGAUAAUCAUCAGUGAAAUCUCACUCUCUUUAGCUUCAUCAGCUUCACAUCCAGAUAAUGAAACAGUAGCAGGUACCUGCUGCUGAGUUGGUACGUGAUUGUAAUGAAGAGCUAGUAUAGGCACACAUUUGUAAAAAUGAACUCAUUCUUUUUAAAAGCCCAUUGAUGCAGUGUUAACUCAGACUUUAGAUGCUUUAGAUGAUAAUUUAGUUCUAUUUUCUUUGACUGCAGUGUCAGAACCUGCAAGCAGUUUGGCUAAGAUGUAUAAAGGUUAGGUCAUAAAUAAAAACUGUUUCCCAGUCAAAAAUCUUUCUUUUCAAACGUUCUCUUAAUGUAAUUUGCAUGAUGUUUCAGCCAAUGUAAGUUAAAAGGCAAAGAUCUGUAGAAUUACCAGUGGCGGGUAAGAUUACAUAUGUUUUUCUAAAGUCUUUAUUAAGUACCUGCCUUUAACAAAUUUGAAAGGACAAUAAAAUCACAGCUUACACAUGUAAGACAGCAUCAGUGCGUUAGCUAAAUUCCCCUAGCACAGUCUGACUGUGAUACUAUUUUCUUUUUAUUAAAUAGGCUUCUAAAUGUAUACUGCAAUAGUAACGUCUAUUAGCAUUGUUUGAAAUUAGUUUAAAAAUUUGUAAAUUCUUGUCUGAUUUCAUCUAAAUAGUUUUUGACAUUCAUGAAUCACACUAAGUUUUUUUGUAUGUUGGAGAGAUGUAUUCCUUGCCGUGUAAAUAUUCUGAUUAGUUCAAGCGUUUUUUUUUUCCAUUACAAAUGCAGCAUGCUUGUCUUCCUUCCUUUUUCAGUGUUUAGCUUUGCUUCUCCUUCACUGUGACACCGAGAGCGCUGUGACUGCAUGUUGAUUUCUGAUAUUGUGCCAUAUGAAACCUACAACCUCAUUUUGAAAUACUGUGUUACAGCCGGCGUGUGAGAGAGGAGCAUUUCAGGGAGGAAACCGAAAGACGAUUUACUGCUUUCUGAAACUGAUAUGGAAACCUUGUAAUGAGCAUAUUGUUCGUAUGUCUUCGGAAGGUGUUUGAGCACAGAAACACUUUUCUGAGUGUGUGUGUGUGUGUGUGUGUUACAUUCAGGGUUUUAUUGACUUGCAUCAAGCGCUGCUGGAAUGACUGUGUCAAAUUGUGUUGACCAUUUCGGUUUGUUUUGGCUUCAGGAUAUUUUAAAAUCCACAGCCUUUUGCAGGUAAAUACUUGUUAACAAGCAGGAACACAACAGAUUAUUUCAUUGAAAAACAAAUUAACAGAUAAAACACAGGAAGCUUGUGUGACCCAGAGACACUGCAGUGUGCUUUGCUUUUGCUGAAAAUGCUGUAAAUGCUUCUAUUGAACCUUAAAUGUACAGGAGUCAAAACAGAAAAGAAUGACUCCAGAUGACCCAGUUCAAGUGUAGCAACCAGUACUUUUUGUUUAUAUUGCAAACUGUAAUACAAUUUCAAUUUCUUACAAUUUCUGUCCUGGAAACAAUGCUUUUACAACUUUGUACAUUAAAAGAAAUAAAUCA